AGUUGACCCAUUUCCCGGCCCGUCACGGGCUCGGCCGGCCCCCGCGCCCAGGCGGCUGCUCCCUGCUGACUGGGGUGUGGGCGGGAGCGGCGGAGGGAGGAGGAGGCGCUGCUUGCCGCCGCUGUUGCCUCCGCUGCUGGGCGCCGGGGCAGCUCCCCAGGUACCUGCGGCCGCCAUGGACGAGCAGGCGGGUCCCGGCGUCUUCUUCAGCAACAACCACCCAGGCGCCGGCGGUGCCAAGGGGCUCGGGCCUCUGGCGGAGGCUGCCGCGGCCGGCGACGGGGCGGCUGCGGCGGGGGCGGCCCGAGCCCAGUACAGUCUCCCGGGUAUCCUGCACUUCCUGCAGCACGAGUGGGCCCGCUUCGAGGUGGAGAGAGCCCAGUGGGAGGUGGAGCGGGCGGAGCUGCAGGCCCAGAUUGCCUUCCUACAGGGAGAAAGGAAGGGCCAAGAAAAUUUGAAGAAGGAUCUUGUGAGGAGGAUCAAAAUGUUGGAGUAUGCUCUUAAACAGGAAAGAGCCAAAUACCACAAGUUGAAAUACGGGACAGAAUUGAAUCAGGGAGAUAUGAAGCCUCCAAGCUAUGAUUCUGAUGAAGGUAAUGAAACAGAAGUGCAGCCACAACAAAACAGCCAGUUAAUGUGGAAACAAGGUCGACAACUACUCAGACAGUAUCUACAGGAGGUGGGUUAUACAGAUACUAUUCUAGAUGUGAAAUCUAAACGAGUGCGAGCUUUGUUGGGCUUUUCAAGUGAUGUCACGGACAGGGAAGAUGACAAAAAUCAGGACUCAGUUGUAAAUGGCACAGAGGCUGAAGUUAAAGAGACAGCAAUGAUUGGAAAAUCUGAGUUAACAGAUUCUGCCUCCGUGCUGGAUAAUUUCAAAUUCCUUGAAAGUGCAGCUGCAGAUUUCAGUGAUGAAGAUGAAGAUGAUGACGUUGAUGGAAGAGAGAAAAGCAUCAUUGAUACUUCAACAAUUGUUAGGAAAAAAGCAUUGCCUGACAGCGGUGAAGAUCGAGAUACAAAAGAAGCUCUAAAGGAGUUUGACUUCUUGGUUACAUCAGAGGAAGGAGACAAUGAAUCUAGAAGUGCAGGCGAUGGAACAGACUGGGAAAAGGAAGACCAGUGUCUCAUGCCUGAAGCCUGGAAUGUGGACCAGGGAGUAAUUACCAAACUCAAGGAACAAUACAAAAAGGAGAGAAAGGGGAAAAAGGGGGUGAAGAGAAAAACUACUGAAGAUCUGUUUCAGCCUCUAUCCUAUAUAAAACAGUCAAAACAGGGAUGUGGGAGAAUGAAGAAUCAAAGUUUAGGGCCCAAUAGGUCAAAACUACAAGAUAUGCUUGCUAAUUUGAGAGAUGUUGAUGAACUUCCUUCAUUGCAGCCGUCUGUGGGUUCACCUUCCAGACCCAGCAGCUCCAGGCUUCCUGAACAUGAAAUUAAUAGGGCAGAUGAAGUGGAAGCAUUGACAUUUCCUCCUUCUUCUGGAAAGUCAUUCAUCAUGGGAGCAGAUGAAGCCCUUGAAAGUGAACUGGGACUUGGAGAACUAGCAGGCCUUACGGUGGCCAAUGAAGCAGACUCACUAACUUACGAUAUAGCAAACAAUAAAGAUGCAUUGAGGAAGACAUGGAACCCUAAGUUUACAUUGAGAAGUCACUUUGAUGGCAUCCGAGCCCUUGCUUUCCAUCCCGUUGAGCCUGUUUUGAUAACAGCAUCAGAGGAUCACACAUUAAAAAUGUGGAAUUUACAGAAAACAGCCCCAGCCAAAAAGAGCACUUCUCUUGAUGUAGAACCUAUCUAUACAUUCAGAGCCCAUAAAGGUCCAGUGCUUUGUGUGGUAAUGAGCAGCAAUGGUGAGCAGUGUUACAGUGGUGGUACUGAUGGACUGAUCCAGGGCUGGAAUACCACUAAUCCCAACAUCGACCCCUAUGAUUCUUAUGAUCCUUCUGUUUUACGAGGCCCUCUGCUAGGCCACACGGAUGCAGUCUGGGGUUUGGCUUAUAGUGCAGCACAUCAGCGUUUGUUGUCCUGUUCAGCAGAUGGCACUCUGCGUUUAUGGAAUACAACUGAGGUUGCUCCAGCACUAAGUGUAUUUAAUGAUACUAAAGAAUUGGGAAUCCCUGCCUCUGUGGAUCUAGUGAGCAGUGACCCGAGCCAUAUGGUAGCAUCAUUCAGCAAGGGAUAUACAAGCAUCUUUAACAUGGAAACACAACAACGCAUUCUCACUUUAGAAUCCAAUGUAGAUACAACAGCCAACUCUUCCUGCCAAAUAAAUAGAGUCAUCAGUCAUCCUACUCUUCCGAUCAGCAUCACUGCUCAUGAAGACAGGCACAUCAAAUUCUAUGAUAACAAUACAGGCAAACUGAUCCACUCGAUGGUAGCCCACCUAGAAGCUGUUACAAGUUUAGCAGUUGAUCCUAAUGGCCUUUACUUGAUGUCUGGCAGUCAUGACUGUUCAAUACGUUUAUGGAAUCUAGAAAGUAAGACGUGUAUCCAAGAAUUCACAGCUCAUCGAAAAAAGUUUGAAGAAUCAAUUCAUGAUGUAGCUUUCCACCCAUCCAAAUGCUAUAUAGCCAGUGCUGGAGCUGACGCACUGGCUAAAGUCUUUGUAUGACGCAAUGCAUCAUCUUCACCUUCUAGCUGUUUGUAAGUAAUCAACUGCACAAAAGAGAUACAGAAGAUGAGGGCAAGCAUCAUCUCAUCCUGCCCUUUUGUUCUGCUGAAGGAGCACAGAGAACAUUUGUUGAAGUAUAGUUUUGCAAUUCAUACACUGUUUUCUAAAACUAAGGUUUGUUCAGGUUGCUGCAAGCUCAGCUGAAUCUGUGAGCCUGAGGUCUGUUUCAAAUUUCCCCCCAGUAGGCGCCUUUAUUUCUGAGGUUGUUCUAAUUCGCUAGGCAGGCCUGAGCGAAUACAAGUUUAGCUUGCCCCUGUUGAGUAAGUAGGAUAUGCUACAAUGGAUAAUUUAAAAGCUUGAUAGCUGGGACUGAAUAGAAGAAAACGGGAAACUUAGACCAAGUUCUCCCCUGAGAAAUCUUGUUAAACACAUUAAGUAGUCAAAAUAGUAAUCUUUAUCGUAUCUGCCAUAUUAACCCCUUUGUAUAUAAUGACCAGGCAGUGUUAAACUGAGUUUUUAAUUUGGCUCUCCUUUCAGCUGUUCACAUAAAGCACCUGGCAAAGCAUUUUACCUGUUAGGGGGAGAAAAAUGCAAUAAUAUGUUAAAUAUAUUAUUAUUCAGAAAUGCUAAACAAAUAGUUUGCAAGCAGAUUUCUAUAUUGUAUUACAGUUUUGAAAAUAGAUUUGGUAUCAUUCUAAAGUUUAGCUAUCAAGCACUCACCAUUGUGAAGAAUAGUUGAUCGAUUCUGCUUUUACUAACAGAUUUAACUUACUCGGGUUUGAAAUUCUGUUUAUUUUUAAGGGUCAACAGGGCAUAUCUCUUUAAUAAUUUCUAUUUUAAAAUUCACUUUAUUCAUGUGACAUUUAUAUUACCAGAGUGAUUAUUUCAUACAAUGAAAUCCUACUUUUCAGUGACUGAAAAGAUAGAAUUUAUUUGCUAAUAAUCGUUUAUCAACACCCACCUAAUCAUGCUUCAGAUGGUCUGUGCUCUUUCUUCUUUGUCACGUUCAAGUUAUCUGACAUCUACCAAGAACAGUUCAUAAUUAUUAAGAGUCCAAAGAGUAUGGUUAACUUCACGCAGCUGCUUUUGCAGAAGUACUAAUAAAAACAAAUAUUUUGUACCCUAGAAGUCCUCUAUUAAUCUCUGUAAGAAUCUCCUGGAAACCUGGAUGAAAGAGUUUAAUGCCAAAUAUUGGCUAAAAAGUUCUGUCUUUCUCUCUCCCUAUUCCUCCCCCAUUGUUUAAUUGAGAUAUACAUGUUUUAAUGGGUAGUGUAUCAGUAUUGUUUCUGGGGGAAUCCACACCUUAAAAGGCCAGGCUUUCCCAGCCCAACUUACCUGUGACCCACCUACAUGUGGUCAGCUUUUGGGAUUCUGAGGACCCCACUAUCUAGACCUAGCCCCUGUCAUACAGACCUUAUUUCUAUAGCGGUUAUGUCUCUCUUACUCUUCUUUGUCCCAAAUGACAGAGACCAAUCUAGAAAUUGGAAAUAAAUUAUUAACGUCCAACUUGCCACCAAAAAAUAUAUAAAUAGGCUCUUAGAUUUUAAAAAUAUUAAAUCUAUAAAUAUUUUAACCAAUUAAAACAAUUUCUACAUAUUCCAUUCCCCACAUUUUCCAUUGUCAUAACAAUGAUGCUUCUCAUGAUAUGUACAUCUACUCCUUGAAAAAGUAUUCUGAUGGUGAUGUGGCUAAUGAUUGACAAUAUUUCUGUAAAAUUUAUCUUGUUUGCCUCUAGAAUUCUGCAUUAUACAGGCAAAUUUUCUUUAAAGCUAAAGACCUGUGCUAAAUUUGCCCGAUUUUCAUACAGAUAUGCUGUAGUAACACAGCUACCUUUUCAUUUCAUCUUCAUGCUUUGGUUAACAAGCAGGCUCAAGAGACUCCUUUGUGUAAUUAAAUGAAUUGACCUAAACAUGAGCUAUCAGGUGAAUACUUAAUAUUUCCAUGCAGAUGCAGAAUUACAUAUUGUGUUCAGUAAAUUUCUUUUGGUUCUUCACAGUGAAGAAAGAAUGUUUCUAACCUAACAUUUGUAGAAGGAUACUGGAAAAUUCCUUCCAGGAAGGAAGGAAGGAAGAUGCCAUUACUUAGUGUAUUUAUGAUAGAUGACCACAAAGCUAUUGUUUUACCAGUUAUUGUUUUAAUUACCUUGUAAGAUCUUCAGUACCUGCUUUAUUAAUGUCGCUGAAAUUCUAAAAACCAAGACAUUCUUCCCCUGUUCAUUUUAUGCUUCAUGGUUGAAAUUUUUCUGUCAGUGAGUGGAAAAUAACCAUGAGAUACAUAGACUGUAGUGCAAAUGGAACUGUUGAAAUUUCCUUAGAAAGCCAGUGCUGUGGCACUGGAGACUACAGAGAGAGUCUUCUCUACCAGCACCGCAUGAUCUCAGCCUAGAAAUGAGCCAAAGCUGUCUUCCAACCAGAGUAGCAUAUACAUGUGUCUGACUUUUCCCCUAGCCUGUUGAACAUUCAAUGAAAAUUCACAGAAUGAACAAAUUCAAUGUUUAAACAGCCAUUGAAAUGCUUUCAUAGAGCUUCAUUUGUAAAUAUUUUGUUUGAAAUGUAUUGGAAUAGUAUGAAAAUUAGCAGGAGGUUUGGAUCCCUGCCUUAUUUUCAUAUGCUAUGGAUACAUCUCUGGGAGCUUGCAGCACCCUUCUCAAAAGUCAACUGUCAUAUGGAGCUCAUUUGCUACUCAAACCAUAGACAGAUUCUUUAACAAAAGUGAUAUAAUGACCUUCAGUAUUUUUCUAUUGAACAAGUUUAACAACUUUUGCCAUUAAACAAAUAGUUAUGCAAAGUAUUUCGCUUUUAUAAUGAUUUUAGUUAUGACUAAAAGGGGGGAAAUUGAGCUGCAUCACUGAUGAUGAACUUUGUGAGAAAUUUUUUUUUUAAUCUGACUUUCAUUCCUUCAGUAUUCUUGCUAUAAAUUUCUUUUGGAGAUAAUGAUGAAGAUUUAUUUGAAAAUGUCUAAAAUGUAUGUAUAUUUUAUAAAUAUAUAUUAUAUAUAUUGUAAGAAUAUAUAUAAUAUAUAAACUAUAUAUAUAUAUAUAUAUAUAUAUAAACCAUAGGUGCAUUUUACUGUUUUGUAUUUUCAUUUUUGGAGGUAGUAUACACAGCAGAUAAUGAUGAGUAUGAUGAGUGUUGUGCUGUUUGCUUUUGCAGUAUAAUAUAUAGUUCUAAAUGUUUAAAUUACUGUAUAUACAAUAUUCAUUAUAGGCUAGCAUGCUUGUUUUAAAGACUGUCGUUCUAGUGUAUUAAAAUCUGAAUGUAAGAAAACCUGGCUAUUCAAAUGUGAAUUGAAAAAUAUUUUAUUCUCAGUACUGAACUAUUUCCAUUGAACAUUCAGGCUUUUUAACAAAAACAAAUAUCAUCAAGAAGGCAAUAGCUAGAAAAUGAGAGGUGCCUUUAAAAAAAAAAAUGCAGCCUUACAGUGAGGGUGAAGAUUGAGUUUGGGGAGGGGGUGGGAGGGGGGGCACAGAGAGAGAGAGAGAGUUAGUGUGUGUGUGUGCGCAUGCAUGCAUGCGUGUGUGUGUGUGUGUAUUUACCAAUCUGUGAAGGUCCUGAUUUGUGACCAUCAAUGUCUUUUUAAUGUAUCUGCUCAACUUCUAGGACUUCAGGGGACAUUUCAUGCGCUUUGUGCUCUUCUGAGCACCAUAUAUACUUUCCAAGAAUUUUGAAUGUGAAUUCCUAGAAAUUUCGGUAGAGAAAACAAUAGGUAUUCUUUAAUUAUAGUCAAGUUCAGGUAGAAGGAGAAAUUAUUUGUUCACCAUAAUUAUGGGAUCUCAUUAGUGUUGGCUAAGUAAAUGUAAUUUUUUAAAGGCUCACUUUUUAAUACUUCAUAUAUUUCCCUCUUACAAAACAGCAUGUCAUGAAGUUCUUAUGUGGUAAAGAUUCAACUAGUAAAUAUUUUUAGGUUAAAUACCUGAACUAGUUAAAAUUCCACCUAAGAAUAGUCUUAAAAUACUUAAAUGGCAUCUCUCAUAUCUACCUCUUUGUCAUUGCUGCCAUUUUAACUGAAGCAAAUCUUUAUGACAUCUGAAAUGAUGGUUGGAUGCAAUUAAAAAAAAUCUAUGUUGGUGCUUUUCUCAGGCUUUGUCAUUUAAGUUAUAUUGUAUUAAGAUGUCACAAAUCAGAUUGAAAGGCUUAGAAUUAAUUUUGUUUUUCUUUGAAAGAAUUGCUUAAAAUUAACCAUCAAUGUUUUUAGUGAGUGGAGAUAAUGAAUCUUUGGUUGGUGUAUGUCUGUGUGAUGUUUUCAACCAAUAGCCAAAUAAUUAUUGAACUUACAUGAAAAAGAGUUCUAAGUAUAAUUUUAUUCAGGUUACUUUAUUCUUUGAAAGUGACUACAAGACUAUUAAGUACAUAAUCAUUCAUUUUAUUUACUCAGAAAUUGCUUCUCCAUUACUGUUAACUUGUUUAGUAAUUUAUAUAAUUGCAGUACUUUAAGUGUUGGACACUGGGAUUCAGGUUGUACAAAGUAGUAGCUGACAAAAAAUAUGUAUAUUUUUGUGAAAUGUAUCAAACCCUAAAGUUCAUUUUAGAGAAAGGCCCAGAAAACGUAUCUGUGUUUAAAAACAAAGGACAGGUCAUUCGUCAAUAAUUUGAAUCGUUUUUACUUUUGCCACUACAAAUUUUUAAUUGGCAAUAUCCAUCAUCCAACUGGAUCUUCAUGUCAGUGUAAGGGAUGCCAGGUUGACAAAGUAUUUAACAGAUCCUUUCAGUUUUUGUUUUGUUUUGUUUUUUUAAUUCUUAAAAAAACCAAAUGUUAGGCCAAACAGAUCCCUAGAUCCCACUCAUUGAUUCUGGCAGUAUUCCUAAAGUGGUGCUUAGGGGGUCAGAAUUUUCUGGAUCUUUGCUAAUCCAAGCUUUAGAUUUAAUUUAACCAGGACCACAUGCUUGUCAUCUCUCUGAUGCAAAUUUUCAAAAUCAUUUUAAUUUAGAUUCUAAUGUCUGCCUGGGUUUUUAACAGGCUGUGAACCAGUGAGUGCCUUGUUAAUGCAGAAUGAUUUUUUCCCCCCUGGGUGGGUGUUAGUUAGCUCCUCUCUGAAAAUGUCUCAGAGAAUGGUAUUUUAAUUGACUUGUAGAGAGCUGCUAAAUUUGUUAUUAUCAACAAUCAGAAAGUCUUUGGUCUACUACACAUCUCCCUCCCUGCUAUCUCUUCAUUGUUUGGCUGAAGUUUGCCUCUUGUGAGAAAACAAUACAACUCCCCUUCUCCGCACACUUUUUUUCCAGCCCAGAUUAAUAGGUAUCCCCUACCCUCAUCCCAACUUUAUAAUCUAAUACCUGUUUUUAGGAGGAACCACUUCUUUUUAAUAUUGAAAUCUGCUGGUUACUUUAUGUUUUCUCAAGUUCAGUUGACUAGAGCUGACCACAGGGUGUCAUCAAUUCAGAUUCCUAAAUAACCCUUUCUCUCCACACCCAGUGCUCCAGCUGGUGAGCCCUGGGCCAGAUUGUUUGAUCUUCAGGUAUUUUAAAUUUUAGUUACAUCAAUUAAUGUAAAUUAAUCCAAAUGCUAAUUUUUGUGGUGCAAGAAGUUUCUUAUGUAAAUUCAGGGUAUGGAUAAGCUAAUUAAGAUAUCCUUCUUUGGUGGCUCUAAGUGUAUUAUUUGUUUUUAAAUAAAGUGUACAAAUAUAGAUAACGUGCUAUAGGUGUCUCAUGAAUUGGAAUAUUUGUCAGAUUUGGGAUCUAGCUGUGGCUUUACAGUGAAUCAGUUAAAUUAACAUAGUCUGAUUUGGGGCUUUUGGGGGAGGAGUUUUAGAGGGGUGCAGAGAAAUAAAAGGAUAUUAGACAAAGUAUAUGUGAGUCCAAAAUUAAUGAACCAGUCUUAAUUACUGAUUGUGAGGAAGGAGGAGAAGUUUAUAGAGAAUUUGGGCCUCUGAAAAGCCAAAUUAAAAUACCUUCUAGGAUUGGGUCAGUGAUACUUUCAGAGACACAUAUGUUUAAUGAAUAGGUUUUAUGUUUUUCAGAUGUUCAGCUUAAAUGGCUUUUAAAAUUUAUACACAUAUAUAAAUACAAUGUUUUUAUUUUUUCUUUGGCUACUUAACAGACACACACAAACCUUCCACACUCCCUGCCCCUUCAAAUCAACAUUAUUUUUCAAGGCCUUUGGCCUGCCCAGAACUCACAGUCUCUUUGUUCCAAUCUGGAUCCACAAUACAAUAUGAAAUUUAAAAGGCAUCUCUUCUGGUAUCCUUGAAACUAUCCACCAUUGUUUGGUGUUCUGUAUGCUGGUAUACUAAUGAGUAUUGUAUCCUUUGGUAUGUACACACAUUUUCAGUAGUGUUGGAAACACCUCUUCUAUCUUUUUAAUGAGAACUGAGACAUGAUUAGCUUGAGUAAUUUUGGAGUAAUCUAUCUCAGGAGGUCAUUAAGACUCCAAAAAUUAUUCAUGAACCCCCUGGGGUCAGCCUAAGAUUGCCAGGUAGUAUUCUGACCUCUGGUUUCCCAAGAUAACUGAUGUUUUGCAGGGUCCCAGCAUUGUCCUGGCACAUAAAAUAUUCCCAGAACACCUGGGGAGUCAAGCAUACCUUUUAACCUAAACAUUAUAAUCAUGGAGCAUCCCUCUGCCUGUUACUUCUCAGGAUGACCAAAACACUCCAGUUCUCUAAGGAAGCACUGACAUACGGCUCUGCAACUCUGAAAAUUAGAGUCCGUUUUCUGAAACACAAAUUUUAACUCAGUAAGUUUUGUAUACCAAACAAUUCAAAAUCCACCAAACAUAAAAUGACUCACUUCUAUCACUCAAACCCUACAAAACCUAACCCAUUCCUUAUUCCUAAUUGAUAUUUCACUAAAGGUAAUGGUGAUUUCAGUUAGAUUGGAAGUCAUUAUUUGGGUGAGCAAAGUCUGCAAUAACCUACUGAUAGGAAGGAGCUGUUUCAUAGAAAAGUAUCUUGUCCUUGGUAAUUUAGCCAUUCACCUUACAUGAAGACUGGUCCAGAUGCCAGCUCCACAUUGACUUUUUCUGUGUACCUCUAGAUAAUUAACCCAGUGAUGUGAAGGAGAGCCCACAGUAAAACAUCUGUUAAACAGCACUUGGAGUACUGUAGUGUUAUUAAUUCAUGUGCUGUAAUUUCUUGACCGUCAUAAGAUCUAGUGUAUGUACCAGGUUCCCAAUUCAUUGCCUCAAACAAGAUUUUUAAAAAUUCUAAUAACAUCAUCAAAUUAAGGGUAAUGGUAGGGAACCCCAUCAUCCACAAUUAAGUAUGCCCAAACUGAAAACUUUAAGAAAAAAAGCACAUGGAAAGCAACAUCUUAGAUUAAUCGUGAGUUGUAGAAAUAAACAGCUUGUGGUUUGUAUAUGUGCUGAAAUGUUAAAGUAUAGUGGCAUCCAACUACUUCCCUUUGGAAAUGGGACCAAGACAGUAAUUUUUCAUGCAUAAACAAAAUUAACUUAGAGCAAAAGUAAUUUUAUCAGAAACAGUAUAUUUUGGGUGCUGGAUAACUUGGGUGGGAGUGUGGGGAAAGAAGUACCUUACCAAAAAGGAGAAGCAACUGGCCCUGUGACCUGAGCCACACUGUCUUCCAUUUCAACUUCAGUGGGCUGGCAAGAUAACCACUUCUGACCUCAAAGAAUGAAUGGUUCCAAUUCUGGCUUGUCAUUGUUAUCUAAAUUAAACAUUUUUAGGAAAUAUAUCAAAAGUAUCCUAGAGCCCCCUGGCAAAGUGUAAGAGGGAAUAGUUUUCAUUAUAUUUUAAGAAGCUGUGAAAACAUAAGCCCAAGUAUUUUGUGUCAUCUGCAUAUGUCAGGAUGAAGACCAGGCAUGUAAGAAAUAUCCUAAAGUAGCCAAGUGAUAAUCUCAUGAAAAAAUAUGAGAAUCGUUUUUACAGAGUGAGUUCUCUUUGGAAUGGUUUUGACUAUGCUUUUAAAAACAUUUUUUAAAUCUACUUACAUCUUUUUCUAUAGCCCACGUAUUUCAGAAUAUCCUCUUGAUAGAAUAAUAUCACUCAGUAUGAUUUUUAGAAAAAGAAAAACUCAGUGGUCUCAUAUCUUUUGACAGUUGUUUGUGAAUAAUACACUCCCCUACAACCUUUCCAGUACUCAACUGCUGUGUAAGAAUGCUUUCUUAUGUGGUAAAUGUCUCAGUAUUUUGCUGCCUGGUAUUUGUUCAGUUUCCUUGUCUAUAUCAGGGUCAGAAUGAAUCAGGCUUUCUCCCAACUCUGAAACAUUCAGACUUUCUUUUUGGUCAGCCUUUUAACAAGCAAGACAAAUAAACUCCUUUUGUCAGAAUCGAUUUGAUUAAAAAAAAAAAAAAAAAGACUAUGCUCCUUACUUCUCAUUGCUGUAGAAUACUUAGGAAUACACAUCUACUAAUUACAAUGAAAAAAUAAGAGAAUCUUUAGAAACAUCAUUGCUUUCUGGAGGUAGAAAUUUUGAACUUGAAGGUUGUAGUUCCAGGCAAUUUUGUGCCCCUGAGGUGUCCAAUUGAUAAUAUAGCUUGCCUCUGCUAAUACACAAAAGUUUUAUUUCCUGUGAUUUUCAGAAAUUAUUUUUGGAAUACAAAAAUUAAUAAGGAAUACGUGAUGUUUAUCUCCUGCAUUUCAAAAUCUUCUGGAUUUUUUUUGAGGCAUGAGGAGCAGGUAGUGAGAUUUUUUUUCCGAAUAUCUUGAUUCUCUCCCUUAACCCAGAUUUUGCAUAUUAUGCAUUGCUCCUUUGUCACCUACAAAAAUAAAGGUUAAUGAUUAUUUGUUUGCUUCUGUCUAUAUAAGCUCCCUAAGGCACAGACCAUGUUGGUUUUUCUUAUGUUCGUCUUAGCACUGUGCCUGGUGCCUUGCCAUAUAAAAGGUACCCUGUAAAUACUUGUUGGCUGCAUAAUCAGAGAACCCAUUUCAAAAUCUAAAUUAUCCAAAUCAUCAAAGACCAAAAAAAAAAAAAAAAAAUCUCUGACAGUUGAUGCUCAAAUGCAUUUGGUUCUGUGGAGCUUAUCCUGAGAUCGAGGUCUGCACCUUGACUGGGGAGGAAUUUGGACUUUACCUCACAGGUGGCAACAAAAUGCCUGAGUAGCAACCUCUUUAUACUGCACAGUUCCAGUCCUGCCUGCAUGAAAACUGAACAGAGCAUGUUGGGGACAGGGAGGUGUCCCUAAACCAUGUUGAUGACCUCCCAUCUAUCCCCGCACCCCCAUAUCUCCUCUGCUCAUCCCCUAUUCCCCACUAGCCUUUGAUCAGUUGAAAGGGAGCUUUUCUAGCCUGGAACCUGAGCCUGCCUUGAUUAUCCUGGGCUCAGAACAGGUCCACUUCCACACUCUUUCCUUGCAACCUACAGAUGGCCCUACUGACUGCUUUUGUCCAGGAGAAAAAGGAACGAACCUCCCAGUGGAAUCUUGUCAGGAAAGGCAUCCCUCUGGGGAGCUUUCUUUGGAGAGGAAAACUCUGGGACAAAGUUCCUCAGGAUGCUCUCAGGCUGGUUUUUGUCUUGAAGAUUUUAUAGUAAUUAUACCAAUGUUUAUUAACUCUCUUAGGAACAUCUCUGUCUUUGGUUUUCUGACAGCACUCCAGCAGGGCCCAGGGCUUUAGCUGAACAGUGCAAUUGUUUUAGGAAUAAAAUAGUCAACAAGUUAGAGACCAACUAUUUAUAUUUAAUAUUCAAAUGAAUUUAAAUCAUUAAAAGAAUCAUCAGGAAAUUACGAAAUACUCAAUGAAUAAUCUCAACAUUAAACAUAUGCCAUAUAAGAACUAUCUGUCAUUAAAAUUACUAAAAACAUGAUUCCUUUAAGAUCAGUUCAACACGGAAGAAAAAGCAGGAAUUUGGCCUGGACAUAGGACAUUUAUUGUCUGUUAGAUUUUAGACAAGCCAACUCUUCUAAAUUGGCUUCUCAUCUAUGAAAUGGGGAUAAUAGAUCUGCCUAAUUAGGUUGAUUUGAGAUAAUGGAUGUAAAACACCUAAUAAAAUAAGCAUCCAGCAAAUAACUAUUGUUCGCUCUCUGAAUACAGACUUCUGGUCAUGUAGUUCUGUCGCACUCCUGAUAGCUUCUAGAACAUCAGGGUUUUAGGAGAAA
Nomascus leucogenys (northern white-cheeked gibbon) is the source of this 12589-nucleotide messenger RNA. It is a transcript of the gene STRN, whose product is annotated as striatin. NCBI's taxonomy places the organism in Eukaryota, Metazoa, Chordata, Mammalia, Primates, Hylobatidae. Gene Ontology annotation, cellular component: dendrite. Gene Ontology annotation, molecular function: armadillo repeat domain binding; calmodulin binding; protein phosphatase 2A binding. The record is from RefSeq and is a predicted model, not a curated record.